ACCAAAACUAAAAGCACCUCUACAAAGUCCUCCUCACUUCCUCUGCCUCAGCCAUCUCAUUCGUUCCCUCCCAAAUCGCUCCACCAUUAAUUCUUCUUCUUCUUCAUCAUCAUCAUCGUAUAUAUAUAGAGAGAGAGAGGGGGGGUUGGUUUGUUGUACAAGUCGAAUCGAAGACGAAGAAGAAGAAGAAUGAGAGGAGGCAGCACGGUGCAACAAUCGCUGAGCCCGGAGGCGGCGAGCGUGGUGGGACAAGCCGUCGGCCUGGCGCAGCAGCGAGGCCACGCACAGGUCACUCCGCUCCACGUGGCUAGCGUCAUGCUUUCCUCUUCCGGCGCCGGCGGUCUACUCCGCUCCGCCUGCCUACGCUCCCACUCCCAUCCGCUCCGCUGCAAGGCCCUCGAGCUCUGCUUCAACGUCGCCCUCAACCGCCUCCCCACCGCAGCCGCCGCCGCCUCCCCUUCCUCCUCCGCCUCCUGUUCCCUCCUCGGCGCCUACGCCCACCACCACCACCACCUCCACCGUCCCCCGGCCCUGUCCAACGCCCUCGUCGCUGCCUUCAAGCGCGCACAGGCUCACCAGCGCCGAGGCUCCGUCGAGGCUCAGCAGCAGCCGCUGCUCGUCGUCAAGGUCGAGCUCCACCAGCUCGUCGUCUCCAUCUUGGAUGACCCCAGCGUGAGCAGAGUAAUGCGGGAGGCCGGUUUCUCCAGCACACAAGUCAAGUGCAAUGUGGAGCAGUCCAUCUCUCCCACGUCCGAAGACACCUACGCUCUCUCGCCGCUACCCAAGAAAACAAGGUCCCUAGACGCUGCUCGAGCGCGAGAGAACGACGUCGACGCCGUCAUGGAGUCGCUAGUGAAAUCCAAACAGAGCGGCUUCGUCAUCGUCGCUGAAAAUUUAGCCACCUGCGAGGCCGUCAUGAGAAGGGUCAUGGAGAGGGCCGUGAGUGGCGACGUUCCUCAUACUCUGAGGAGCCUCCAGCUCACAAACCUCUCGCUCUCUUCUCUCGAGCGCUCGUCGAGAGCAGAGGUGGAGGAGAAGACCAAGGAACUGAGUUGCCUCGUGAAUGGAAGGAGCAGCGUAAUCUACCUGGGAGAUCUCAGUGGAUUCAAGAUUACAGAUCAAAAAGAAGGGAUCUUGUGUUCCCCCAUGGAGCACGCGGUCAAGGAGCUCGGAAGGUUGGUCUCUCAUGGUGUCGAAGGCGGCAAGAUUUGGGUCGUGGGAAUCGCAACCUACCUCACUUACGAAACUUCCAUCUCUUGGCUUGAUGAUUUAGGAGUUCAUGAUAUCGAGCCACUGUUUGUUCCAGGUGGAAGCUUGGAGCUGAGCCUCAGCUUUGACAGCACUGGAGUUGAUAGACAUGUCCGAGGAAAGGGGCUUGGAGUGGAACCAUCAUGGCAACUGGAUGCUCGAGAGAGGAACAAGAACUUUGGCUCUGCUGACUGGUGCAGCAUAAUUAAAGGAGCUCAAAGAACUGGUGUUAACGGUGGCCACGGCCCAAGACCUUCAAGCUGCCUACCUUCAUGGCUUCAAAAGUUUGAAAAAGGAGGCAUAUCAAGUGACUCUACUGAUUCUCCCCAGAUCACUGAUCUAUGCAAAUGGAGCAGCUCAGGCAAUUCAAAUCAGCCCAAGAAAACACUCAAUUUCUCUUGGAGUUUUCCAUCAUCUUCCAUCCAGGGGAAGGAAAAAGAUUCCUGUCACGAGUUCGAUUUCUGGACGAGUGGAGCUACUCACAAGGACCAGGAUGAGGAUCCAGUGCCAUCAAUCAAUAGUGAGAAAGUACUCUGUGUUAACAUGAGCUCCUCUAGUGACUCCAUGGAAGUUGAAUACACCUCAAAGUUCAAGGAGCUCAGUGCGAAGAAUCUCAAGACGCUAUGCAGUGCAUUGGAGGAGCAAGUCCCAUGGCAGAAGCACAUCAUCUCUGACAUAGCAAGCACCAUUCUUCAAUGCAGAUCGGGCAUGCGAAGGAGGAGUGAGAGAUCGGAACCAGAGGAGGCCAAGCAAGAGACAUGGCUGCUCUUCCAGGGUAGCGAUUUCGAAGGCAAAGUAAAGAUCGCCAUGGAGAUAGCCAGAUUAGUCUUUGGUUCCUACACCGACUUCAUUUCGAUUAGCUCCGAAGCAAGCCAUGGCUACAUUGAAAGGUUUGCCGAAGCAAUCAGAGAUAAUCCUCACAGUUGUAUCUUGAUGGAAGACAUGGAGCAAGUGGACUACCAAACGCAACAAGGUAUUAUGAACGCGAUAGGAAGUGGAAGAAUUAAGAGGUCCGGUGGAGAGGAGAUUAGUGUGAGUGAUGCAAUCAUCAUUUUGACCUGUGAAAGCAUUGAGUAUUCCAGUUCCAGUGCAUGCUCUACUCCAACAGCCAAGCCAGGAACCGAUUUUGACGACAGGAAGGAUGCCAAGGAUCCCCAUCCUUUUGUUCUAGAUCUGAAUCUAUCUGCUCCUGGUGAUUUGGAUGGCGCGGAGAUUUCUGAACUUGUUGAUAGAACAGUCCUUUUCAAACUCCCUGAACACAAUUGAUUACGUCGAGUCGAUACAGCAGGGUGUGCAUGGUGGUGCAACUGGGUUAAUUAGGAUGAACACAAGUGCAACGUGUGUAUUUGCAGCUUGUUAUCCACACUGCUAGAAUCCAAAUAUUCAUUCUUCAUCUUACAAUUUUGUCAUCUGAAUUAGAUAUUAGCAAAUUCAUGGUAAAGACAGUGUUAACUUGUGCUUUUGACAGUCUUGUAGCUAGUUCAUAUAUUAUGCUUGUUGAUUAAGCUCCAUAUCUGAAGGAAGAGAAAAAAAAAAGGAAGAUAUUUUCUUUAA
Messenger RNA from Zingiber officinale, 2802 nucleotides. RefSeq names its product protein SMAX1-LIKE 3-like. The transcript is spliced from 3 exons. NCBI's taxonomy places the organism in Eukaryota, Viridiplantae, Streptophyta, Magnoliopsida, Zingiberales, Zingiberaceae. The record is from RefSeq and is a predicted model, not a curated record. Bases 190 to 2514 code for a protein of 774 amino acids.